Exophiala spinifera is the source of this 816-nucleotide messenger RNA. RefSeq lists its product as uncharacterized. NCBI's taxonomy places the organism in Eukaryota, Fungi, Ascomycota, Eurotiomycetes, Chaetothyriales, Herpotrichiellaceae. The coding region runs from base 1 to 816 and encodes 271 amino acids. The record is from RefSeq and is a predicted model, not a curated record. The transcript is spliced from 2 exons.
AUGCUUCGUCUCAUCGCCAUCGCCGUCGGCGUCAGCACCACCAUGGCCACCACGGCCCUUGCCUCUGAUUUCAUCAACAUGACCUGGGGUCCAGUCACCGUUGGACAAAUGGUUCCCAUCCGCUUUACCGUCGGAGACAAUUCCCCCGUCUCCUUGUUCUUUGGCAAUCUCAGCUGGAACGAUCCUAUUGCCACCAACAUCCCAGCUGCAUCGGCCGAAUACGACUGGGUCGUGACCGUCCCUGAUGGCUUCGUCCCCGGGGACUAUGGUCUCGGGAUUGUUCAGUCGGGCUCAUCCAACUUCUCGCCCCUCUUCACCAUCAGCGCUGCCGGGCCAGGCUCUGGCUCAAGCAAUACCACCUCGGCCACCAGCGGCGCGACCGAAAUUGCACCGCCACUGACAACGACGACUUCCUCUGCACCCUACACGCCAACUGCCAACGCGACAUUGAUCUCUGCCGGUACAGAACCAACUGUGACUGUCACUUACUGGGACCCGCACUGCGGAUGCCGUCAGACCUCCGUCAUGCCUGCACCGGCCGCAGCUGCCACAGGAGGCACGCUAGGGACAACCUACACAUGGUACGAUGACCACUGCGGAUGCACAAAGACUGCCAUUGCUCCGGCUGCAACAAACCCAACGUCAAACUAUACUGCCCCGGUGGUCACGAAUGCCGCCACGAAUGUCCCUCCACCACCGCCGAACACGGCUGCGCCCGCGCCAACAGCCAGUACGACUCCAUACAGUGGUGAUGCUGCUCGCAUGGUGAGCUCAGGCUUGGGAAUCGCAGUGCUGAUUGCUGCAAUUCUGGCAUAG